AUGUCGCUUGGGUUAAUAAAUAUUCUUACCUUGCUACCACAAACGUGGCAAGACUGGAUUUUUCCACCAACCACUGUCCCAGAUGUCCAAAAUCACCCUUCUAAGAUCCAACUGAGUCGCAUCUCUCACGUCUAUUUCAACCACCGAGACUUGGAGACCUUCAGUCUAUUCGCUAAGGACUUUGGAUUCGUUCAAGCAGAGCGCAAAGGAGAUACAAUAUAUUACCGUGGCUAUGGUAGAGAUCCCUACGUUUAUGUGGCCUCUCAGAGCACAAUUCGGCGAUCUCGCUUCAUGGGUACAGCCUUCGUGGCAAAGGACCAGGAGAACUUCGACAAAGCCCUGGCGCUCCCAGGCGCAUUGGUCAGAGAUCUUGAAGAAGCCCCAGGAGGUGGACGAAUGAUCACCUUCGAAAGACCCAAUGGAACUUUUUUGCAUGUGGUGUACGGCCAAACAGAGCGGGUAAUCGGAGAAAUCGACCAAAAGGUCCCAUCAGCUACCCAUGACUCCCACGGCCCCUUCAAUGCUCCAUUGGAUAAACCACGCAAAGGCCAAUUCCAACGGUACCAUGAUGGACCGGCACUGGUACACAAAUUGGGCCAUUUUGGAUACGUGUGCAAGGAAUUCGAACAGGAACUUGAAUUCUACACCUCGAACUUCAAUUUUGUGCACUCCGACAUCCUGAAUCUCCCACAACUCCCACAUAUCGACGUCAUGACAUUCAUGCAUUUGGAUUUAGGCACCGAAUACAGCGAUCACCACAGCUUCUUCCUGCAGCGUGCGCCACCAGGAACUCGCGAGACAUAUAUUCACCAUAGCUCGUUUGAAGUCAAUGAUUUCGAUACCCAAUUGUUAGGUCACAAAUAUCUUGCAAAGAAGGGUUGGAAGUCUGUAUGGGGUGUGGGUCGGCAUAUUCUGGGAAGCCAGAUUUUUGAUUAUUGGUACGAUUCAAGCGGUUUCAAAAUUGAGCACUAUGCGGACGGAGAUGUGGUAAAUGACAGUAACCCAACACGGAGGGAGCCAGUAGGGCCGUUGUCUGUUUGGGGUCCUGAGUUGCCGAAGGACUUUGGUGAUAAUAAUGCCAGGUAA
Messenger RNA from Penicillium angulare, 1086 nucleotides. Its product is annotated as 2,4,5-trihydroxytoluene oxygenase. The record is from RefSeq and is a predicted model, not a curated record. Lineage: Eukaryota; Fungi; Ascomycota; Eurotiomycetes; Eurotiales; Aspergillaceae. Gene Ontology annotation, biological process: L-methylmalonyl-CoA metabolic process. Gene Ontology annotation, cellular component: mitochondrion. Gene Ontology annotation, molecular function: methylmalonyl-CoA epimerase activity. Bases 1 to 1086 code for a protein of 361 amino acids. The transcript has a single exon.